Molecule: messenger RNA, 4544 nt
Organism: Cygnus olor (mute swan)
Lineage: Eukaryota; Metazoa; Chordata; Aves; Anseriformes; Anatidae
Gene: TMEM117
Product: transmembrane protein 117
Exons: 8
Coding region: 464-2002 (512 amino acids)
Biological process (GO): intrinsic apoptotic signaling pathway in response to endoplasmic reticulum stress
Source: RefSeq, a predicted model, not a curated record
CGCGGCGGGGCCGCCGACCCCCCCCCUGCCGCAGCGGCGCUGCCCACCGAGGCUGCGGCACGGCCGGCCCCGCCGCCCGGCAGAGGAGGGGCAGAGCCGCAGCCGUUCCUCCCUCCCUCCCUCCCUCCCUCCCUCCCUCCCGAGCCUCCCUCGGGCACAGAGCCGCGCCGAGCCGCAGCGCAGGAUCGCCGUGGCGGUGAGUGAGGGCGGCACGGCCUGCCCGGGGGGGCCGGGGGAGCGGGGAGAGCACCUUGCGGCAGCCCCGGGACCGAGAACCGCAGCCGGAGCCCCUGAACCGGAGCCCCCGAAGCGGUUCCCUGAGCCCCGAAGCGCUCCCGAAGCAGCCGUGGGGCCGCCGGAGGUGUCAGGGCACCCCGCGGGUGGUGUCACGCCUCACACCGCUAUUUAUCCCCAGCCCUUCGCAGGUUUGUAAAGGCAAAGAACAGCUCUGAACUAUCUGAGGAUGGAUAAAGACUUCCGCUACUACUUCCAGCACCCGUGGUCUCGCUUAGUUGUGGCUUACUUAGUGAUCUUCUUUAACUUCUUAAUAUUCGCUGAGGAUCCAGUGUCUCACAGCCAGACAGAAGCCAAUGUUAUUGUUGUCGGUAACUGCUUCUCCUUUGUAACAAAUAAGUACCCCGAAGGAGGAGGCUGGAGAUGUCUGAAGGUGCUCCUGUGGUUGCUUGCCAUUCUCACAGGACUGAUUGCUGGGAAAUUCCUCUUCCAUCAGCGUCUGUUUGGUCAGUUGCUCCGUCUGAAAAUGUUUCGAGAGGACCACGGGUCUUGGAUGACAAUGUUCUUCAGUACCAUCCUCUUCCUCUUCAUUUUUUCUCACAUUUAUAAUCUGUUCCUCAUUAUGGAAGGGAAUAUGAGUGCAUACAUUAUAACAGACUUCAUGGGCAUCAGGAAUGAAAAUUUUAUGAAGGUAGCUGCAGUUGGGACUUGGAUGGGAGAUUUUGUCACAGCAUGGAUGGUCACUGACAUGAUGCUUCAGGACAAACCCUACCCAGACUGGGGAAAGUCUGCCAGAGCUUUCUGGAAGAAAGGAAAUGUUAGGAUCAUUUUAUUCUGGAUGGUUCUAUUUACCCUGACCUCUGUAGUUGUGCUUGUCAUCACUACUGACUGGAUCAGCUGGGACAAGCUGAAUCGUGGAUUUUUGCCAAGUGAUGAGGUCUCAAGAGCAUUCUUGGCUUCUUUCAUCUUGGUGUUUGACCUUCUUAUUGUCAUGCAGGACUGGGAGUUUCCACAUUUUAUGGGUGAUGUUGAAGUGAAUCUGCCAGGCUUGCCAUCUGCACACAUGCAAUUCAAAGUACCAUAUUUCCAAAAGAUCUUCAAAGAGGAGUAUCAUAUACAUAUAACAGGCAAAUGGUUUAACUAUGGAAUUAUCUUUCUUGUUUUAAUCUUGGAUCUAAAUAUGUGGAAGAACCAAAUAUUUUACAAACCUCAUGAGUAUGGCCAAUAUAUUGGUCCUGGACAGAAGAUCUACACAGUGAAGGACUCAGAAAGCUUGAAAGACCUUAACAGAACUAAGUUAUCUUGGGAGUGGAGAUCCAAUAACACUAACCCUUUGACCAACCGGACCUAUGCCGAAGGAGACAUGUUCUUACACAGCAGAUACAUAGGCUCUAGCCUUGAUGUCAAAUGCCUGGCUUUUAUUCCGAGUUUGUUGGCUUUUGCUCUGUUUGGUUUCUUCAUCUGGUUCUUUGGGCGAUUUCAGAAAACUGACCAAGGCAUGGAGAAUUUAGACAAAUCAUACACAAGAAUGAAACGAAAGUCACCAUCAGAUAUGGGAAUGACACGAGAAAAUACACAGGUGUUAGUAGAAGAACCAUUAAGUUUUCAAGAACCUCAUCUUGUAUCCAUAAAAUCAGACUUAAGUGAAAUAGUUUUCAAUUCUUCUCUCCUCACUUCUGAAAACUUGAACGCACAAUUGAAUGAACAAGAAAGCCCUUUACAGCCAGUACCAGAGUCCUCUGUCCCUAAGAGUAAUCCUCCAGCAUAGAGGCAAAUACCCAGGAAAAAUAAAUAAGCAGUUGCUGUAAUAGUUCAGUUUUACCUUUUGUAAGAUAAGAUUUACAUAGUGUUUAGACUAAGAAAUUCAACCUAUACCAAAAGGUGCUCAGCAUGCUUUUUCUAGGAUUUUUUUUUUUUUUAUUUGUAUUAUAGUACGUGCCUACUGUAUAUCUAACAUUCCUUUAUAGAUUGCUUCCCAAAAUUGCACAAGCUAUUUAUUAAUACAUUACCUUAACUGUACAAUAGUGUAUUAGAUGAUUACUUGCAGGUAUAAAAUUCUACCGUGGUGGUGCCUUGAGACAUUAAACUGUUUUUUAACUCAACACCAGAUGUAUAGCACAGUUCUUCUAAUCUAUUUUGCAAAGCUUUUUGUAUAAGGUUAUUUUCAAGUAUCAUUUGAUGUCUUAACAGAGGAGAUAAAUGCAAUUAUUCCUUAAGAAGGGUUUCUGUUAGGACAUCACAACUUGACUUUGUUAUUUACUCAUCUGUGGAGCCAGUGACUUUGAUGACCGGACUGCAGAGAAGCAUGUUGAUUACCUUUUAAUUUUUGCUGGCUAGCUGCCAAACACAAAUACAGAUUCAUUAUGCAGUAAACACAAGAGCGAUAAUACAGCAUGGGUCACUACUUACAAAAAUGUGACUUUCUCCAUCAGUAAUAGCAAUUAUGUGAUAAUGCCUAAUUAUAUUUUUCAUAAUUAAAGAUAAACUGCUCCUUGAUUAAAAAUUCUGCCCUUCACCUUUUAGAAACGGAGGUGAAAAUACACCCUUAAAGCAACUUUUUCCAUCAUCCCACCAAACCUAUGUAAUAUCAAAGAGCCAGUGGAGUGCUUACAGUAAAGGACGCAGAGCCCGUUAAAUCCAGUAUUCGUAUGCUUCGGUGCAGAUGUUGUCUGGGUAUACACGAAACAUACAUAUGAAACACGCCACACAUGGACAGUCUAAACAUGCUGCAGAAAUGUUUUGGGGUAUUAAUUAAAAUGGAUUUAUACUUGAAAUGUCUUGUAACCUUUUCUUUCUUCAUUCGUUAUCCACGAGUAAAAGUAACCUGGAAGCAGAAACAUGGCAAAAGUGUUUAUUUUGCUUUUUUGAAGGGGACUCUGGAAUGUGAAUUCUUCUGCUGUAUGAUCAAGCAACAUGCACUAGAGAAAGUGCAUAUCUAAAACAUCAGAAAGACUCUGAUAUGCCUCUAAUUUAGUUCUAUAAAUUGUUGUUACAAGUUACUAAAUAAUAAGUCAUUUUUAAGCCUGAAUUAUUUCCCUGUCAUUUACUGGUGUUGCUGUAUUUUGUCUUUGUGACUUUUUUAUCUCCAUUGUUUUGAUCUAUCUGCUUUUAAGUUUUUGGAAUGCUGGAUUUAGCAUGCAUAAUAGAACUAUGCAUUUAUUAACUGUCAGUUGAGAGUCAAUUUUAAUAAACAUCAUUCGACAAUUGUUUAUUAUGAGGCAGGAACAUAUUCUAUUAGUUUUGAAGUUCGCUUAAAAAAAAUACACAUGCAUUGUCCUAUUUAAAAUCACAAAUAUUUCUGGCACUAGAAAAGAUAGACAGUAUCGCAGUAAAGUCAAAAUCAAAUAUUUUGUUUAUGGACCAUUUAGUAUUUCAUCAGGCAAAAGUUUACUUUAUAAUCAGACUAAAUAUUUAUCCAUUAAAAAUAUGGCUAAGAAUAAAUCUAUUAGCUUUUGCCUAUUACAGCCUAUAAAUUUGUUUAAUUGACAAUAUAUAACCAAAGACAAACCAUUAAUUACUAACGGUAAAACACUAUGAGAUCCCACCUGUAUUAUGUAAGAGGUGACUAUAUUGAUGCUUGACUUUCAAGCAGAAUUUGAUUUAAAAGUCAGAGCAUUUGUUAAGUAGUUACAGAAAUAGCUGGUUGAUUUUGCAGAUACAUGCUGCUCUGUAUGUUUUGGGCACUAUAAACCCAAGUACUGAAAAUCUCCCAUUAGUCUGUUUCUCUUUUUGUGCAUGGGAGUGGUUAAAUCCAUUAAUAUGUAGGCAGAAAAUGAAAGACUUACUUGAGCCUUACAGCCUGCGUGAUGACAUGACUCUGAGAAAACUGCUAUUAAGCAACUGAUCCACAGCUAAAAUAAUUCUGUGACCUCACAUUGAGUUAAUGCUUUUAAGGCCCUUGCAAGCCUGCAUGAAAGUGAGAAAAACAUCAAAUAAUCUAGAUUUUGCAGGAGUAUUUAAAUUAAUGGUCAAGCAGAGAGACUGCUUACAACAUGAAUUCUUAAGAAGUGAAAAGACUCAGUGUAGCCACUCACCACAGUCAACUCGUCAAUUUAAUUAGAGGAGGAAGGAAUCCUCCGUUGUGUGGGAGCCUCAUUUGUAAACACAGACACAGAUGAGAGAGGAGAGGAGUGUUUCCACUCUCUGCUUUCAGUAUCUAGUCUGAGAAGCCUGAGAUAGGUAACUAGACUUACCCUGAGACUUACGUCAGUUUAGCUCGUCUGCUCCUGUAAACUGACUGCCAGUAGUGGCUGGAGUACGUUUCAGCCAAAUCUCAUUCAUGUGCAGAGACCACACAAUUUGAAACAGGG